CCCGUAGCCCAGCUCCGCCUCCUGCUUCGACGUCUAUUUAGCACCAGGGGUGCCACCUCGGGCCCCCUGCGGCCCCCUGACCGACCUCGAAGGUUGAAGGCACAGAGGAGGCCCCGACCCGCCCGCCAGCUCCAACAGGCACGCCGCGCCCGCCCCGGGACGGAAACGGACCCCCGCCGCGCCGCGAGGGACGCAGCCCCACCAUGGCCCGCCUGCUGACCGUCGCUGUCGCCCUCGGUUGCAUCAGCCUCUUGCACCUGCAGCUCCCAGGCGCGUGCUCCGGCAGCCUGCGUGGGAGCCCUCUGCCGGCGCGGCCCAGGAAGCCUCCUAUUCGGACGCCCAGUGGCCUGCUGCCCCGACACUCUCACCUACCCGCCCAGCCACAGAAAGCAGUCAGCCUAGCCCUUGCUAAGGGCCGGGCUGUCCGGGAUGGUGGCCGACGACAUCCAAGCUCCCGGCAGCACUCAGGCCUCCGGAGACCCCACGCCCAGCUCAUGCGGGUGGGCUGUGUGCUGGGCACCUGCCAGGUGCAGAAACUCAGCCACCGUCUGUGGCAGCUGGUAGGGCCGGCUGGCCAGCGAGACUCAGCUCCUAUGGAUCCCAGUAGCCCCCACAGCUAUGGCUGACAUGGGCCCUGGACACCCUUUGGGUCCCAGCCCAACUGGAACAAGGCACCCUUGAUCCCAGACUUGUGGUAGAGCUCCUACCUGGUUGGUCCCCAAAGCUGCAGUCAGCACCUGGCCCUGCAGCAGCUGUGCCCAUGUGGCUCUGGACACGUAAACCCAUACAGGUGUGCAGCCCCAGCUGGUGCCCACACAGUGUCUGCAUAACAGGGGGCUGAGUAUCCCAGAACUCUGUACACUCCGGGGACAGGUGCUGGACAGAGGUGGCUGACAGCACCUUGCACCAAAAGGGCUUCAGAGGGGACAGAACUGCUUAAGUUCAAGUGCAGAAGUCAGGGUCCUGGACACAUGGGCCCUCUGAGCAAGCAUGUGAGGCUAAGACGUCAGCUUGACCUGCUGUGGGCCGGCCUGGGGGGUGCGCUUCCCAGUGGGUGUCGCUUGCCUCCUCAUUGCCCUUCCCUGGGCCCAGGACCCCUCCCUGCCUCUGGCCUGAGACACAAUGGCACUGUUCCCCAGGACUGGCUGAGGGACAGGGAUAUGAAGGAUCUCUGCAGCUCCCACUGCCAACCCUGGAGCUCAGACGGAGGAUGCAGUGGAGACCCCUCUGGGUCCCCUGUGGGUAAUCAGGGAGGUGGCACAGGGGUCAGGGCUGCUGCUGAGCCAGUCUGGGCCAACACAAGCCAAAGACUCCCCUCCUCCCCCUGAGGUGGGUGAGUGUAUGUUUGCCAUGACCCCCUACCCAAACAGAAGAGAAAAGGCCCCAGGAAGACAAUACCACCUCAAGGGGAGUUGGGGGCAGCCAAGGAAGGGUGGGGCUCCAAAGGCAACCUGUGUGGACAGCCAUGGAACCAUGAGUGGGGAUAACAGAGGCUAGGCUGGCUCACUCCUCUGUACCUUGCCGUGAGCCAGGCAGGGGACUGACCUUGGGCAUCAACAAUGAGAAGCACAGCGGAGGAACUGAGUGCUGGGUGCAUGCCUGUCCCCAGUGGGCCUCUGCAUGUGUUCCUUAUGUCACUGUCAUCCCUAGCUACUGGCCAGCAGAGUCCAGGUUCAAAGGCCUGUGGAUCACUUAGCAGGUGCUCACAGUACUGAAUUUCUAAGUGCUUGCCAGCAUCACUCUGUUAGCUGCCCUGGCGGAGGGAUCUUUCUACCUGAGCCACCAGUGGUCAGGGAUGUGCCCCAGUUAGUGCAACUCAGCCUCCAAGUGGGGUCCCUGGCAGGCUGCCUCUUGGGACUGCCCCUCUGGGCUCCCGUCCUGUGCUUCUUCUGGCAACUCAAAGCCCACCUGGCCAGGUGACUGACCUUCCCUGCGUUAGGCUGUGGGACUGAGCAGCAGCACAGUGAGACAAGCAGAUUUCUGCACCAAGUUCAGGGGGCCGCAAGGGCUCUGCAUGGGGCGGGGGGCAGCAACUGAGUGAGGCUGGGUCCCCGAGAGGCCUGCAGUCCAGCCUUAGGUCACGUGCCCUAUGGUCACUGAAGACUGCUGUGGAGGUAGGCGGCAGUGGUGACCAGGAGCAAAGACAGAAAGGAGUCCAGGGCAGCCGGGCAGAAGCAGGAGCUCAGAGGAGACUCCAUGCCCAGCUGAGGCACCCUACUGGGGGCAGAGUCCAGCCACACACUUGCUUCUGAGCACACAGUGUUCCCCUCUCAGGAACAACCCAUCCUGAGUCCUCCAGCCCAGACUGCGGGAUGGCCUGCAGGUCCCCAGAAUUCAACCCACCAGUGCUCUCAGCCAAGGUCCCCAAGUCUUGCGCCUUUCCCUGAAGCGGCGCCUGCUGUCCCAUGCCAUCACAGCCACGGCUUUGCAUCUGGUGUGACGCCAGCCCUGCAGCACACUGCGCUGCCACAGCAUGUCCCCUCUUGGCAUUCAGGAGGCACAGCGUCUGAAGCCUCCCUAGCCUCACCUUCCCACUGCCCUUCUCACACCACUGGGCACAUCCUGCUGGCCCCUUCUCAAAACCCCUCCAGGAACUGGCCCUUCUCCUGACUGGGCACCAUCUGACUUUUGUUGUUUUUGAGUCACAGUCUUGCUAUGCAGUCUAGGCUGGCCUUAAAAUCACAGUGAUCCUCCAGCCU
Molecule: messenger RNA, 2699 nt
Organism: Octodon degus (degu)
Lineage: Eukaryota; Metazoa; Chordata; Mammalia; Rodentia; Octodontidae
Gene: Adm2
Product: adrenomedullin 2
Exons: 3
Coding region: 204-626 (140 amino acids)
Biological process (GO): adenylate cyclase-activating G protein-coupled receptor signaling pathway; regulation of systemic arterial blood pressure; positive regulation of heart rate
Source: RefSeq, a predicted model, not a curated record